GAUGUUUUGUUGGAAAUAGCGCGAAUUCGAUGGACACCGGUCCGAUGUGUUGUUGCUGAGCCACACAAACUAGUGAGGUCGGGCGUCCAACAUGUCGAAGCGAAGAAACACAGCUGUCAGUGAAACCUCAAACAAACGUCUCCGAUCUGUCGUGAAUGGUGAAAAUGAGGACGACGACGAGGAUCAGGAUAUUGCUGAAAGUGAGCAGGGAGAUUCCGCUCCGAGUAAACGGUUUCAGUGUACUGGUGAUGUGGUGAGUGAUGCAGGGAUAGUGGAGAGCAUCACUCUGAGGAACUUCAUGUGUCACUCACUACUUGGACCAUUUGCAUUUGGCUCCAAUGUCAACUUUGUUGUUGGUAAUAAUGGAAGUGGAAAAAGUGCCAUUCUGACAGCUCUCAUAGUUGCCUUAGGGGGGAAUGCACAGGCUACGAAUAGAGGAUCCUCCUUGAAGGGUUUUGUGAAAGAAGGAGAAAGUUCUGCUGAUGUGUCAAUCACCCUGCGUAACAAAGGGAGAGAUGCUUACAAGCUCGAUGUGUACGGCCCAACCAUCACCAUAGACCUGCGAAUAACACGGGAAGGGCUGAGAACCUACAAACUGAAGAGUGGCGGAGGUCAGGUCAUCUCUACCAAAAAAGAAGAGCUAAUUUCCAUCUUGGACAAUUUCAACAUUCAGGUUAACAAUCCUGUGUCAGUUCUCACACAGGAAAUGAGCAAAUACUUCCUGCACUCUAAAGGAGAAGGAGACAAGUAUAGGUUUUUCAUGAAGGCUACGCAACUAGAGCAGAUGAGGGAGGACUUUAUUUAUAUUAAAGCCACCAAGCAAGUCACAGAGGAGAAAGUUGAGCAGCAUGGAGAAUGUUUGAAAGACUUGAAGCGUAAAUACCUUGAAAAAGAGGACCGGUACAAGAGCUUAGCUUCACUUGGGGAAAUGCACGCCAAACUGGAAGAAUUGCAGAAACAGAUGGCUUGGUCCUUGGUGACUGAAGUAGAAAGACAGCUAGAACCAGUGAAGGAGAAGUUACAGGCAGACAAACAUUCCACAGAGAAAUAUGAUGAAAAGGUUGAUGAAUGGAAGAAUAAGGUUGAGCAAGCCGAGAAAAAGUACAAGCAGAUUCAGGAACAGCUGGAGGGAAUCACUCAGCAAGUCCAGGAACUCCAGCCUAAAUGUGCUGAGCUUAAGGCUGAAGCCCAGGAAUGCAACAGCCUUCUCAAGUCCUGUGAGCUCACUGUCCAUAGGUGUAGAACUAACCUCAGGGACCUGGAAAAAGACAAAACCCAGCUGUCUUCACGUAUAAAGGAUCUGACUCUGAGCAUCAGCCAGACAACUGGAGCAGAGAGCCAGGCGAGGGCAGAACGUAUAGCGCAGAUUCAAGCCGAGCAGGAAAACCUCAAUCUUCACAUUUCCACUCUAGGUCAGCAGAUUGACAUGUUUCAACAUGCCCGCAACCGUGUCAAAGAAGAACAAGGAAAGAUGAGAAUGGAGUAUGAUGGCCUCAAGAAAUCUAUCGACACAAACAAAAGGAAACUACAGACCAUGAAGAGCAGUCGCUCGAAUCGACUUCGGCGUUUUGGAGAACAUAUGCCUGCAUUGCUUAGUGCUAUUGAGAAAGCUAACAGCAGAGGCCACUUCAGACACAAACCUCGGGGACCUCUGGGUUACCUUAUUGGUCUGAAGGAUCCAGAGCUGGCGUUGGCUGUGGAAAUAUGUAUUAAACACCUGCUUAUGGCCUUCACAUGUGACAACUAUGAGGAUGAAAAGGUUCUAAAGGGCCUCAUGACCAACGUGUACAAAUCUGGUCAAAGGCCAACCAUCAUCACCAGUCAAUUCCUCCACCAUGUCCAUGAUACAAGAAGAAGGGCUGUGAAUCAUCCCCAAUAUCCCUCUGUGCUUCAAGCUCUGGACAUUGAAGACCCCGUUGUGGCCAACUGCCUUAUUGAUCAAAAAAACAUUGAGAGCAUUCUUCUUAUUAAGAAUCGCACAGAGGCUCGGAGAAUAAUGCAGGGCAAGAAUCCUCCAGCUAACUGCAUCCAAGCUUUCUCUAAGGAUGGUGAUCAGAUCUUCACUAACCGUAAUUACACUUGUGAUCAGACCAGACCAAACUACCUCUCAGGGGAUGUUGAGGAAGAAAUCAGGCAUUUACAGAGAGAACUAGAAAACCAGGCAGGUCAGGAAGCUCGUUUCCAGCAACAAAUGAGAAAGUUGGAUGAAGACAUCAAACACAAUGAGGGGCUUCUAAGAAAAGUGCUCUUGGAGCAAAGGACUACCAAAGAUAAGGCCACAAAGCUCCAGUUUGAGUUGACAGACAUAGAGAAUGUGGAAGAGCCUCAGUCAGAGGACCUCAGGCCGCUGGAGGAAGAGCUUCAGGAGAUUGUUACAAAGAUUUCAUUCAAGCGUGCUGAGUACGAGGAAGCUAAAACCAAAAUGGCCAACCUGAAGGCAGAUUAUGACAGAGCAGACCAGGAAUACAAGCAGCACAAAGAGAACAUAAGCACCAUCACUGAGGAGGCUGAUUCAGUAAAGGAUGAGCUGAGUAAAACUGACCAGGAGGUGACGAGGUGCAAACAUCACAAGAAACACUACGAUGACAAACGCAGUGCCCAUCUCCGCAACAUUCACACUCUUGAAGCUCAACUGAAAAACAAGGAGGAAGACCUUGCGGUCUCUGUUGCUAAGGCUUCUGAGAUUUGUCCAGAACGCCUUGAAGUUCGUCGAACUGCCAAAAGUAUUGACAGUGAAAUUAAUCGUCUCAAAGUCAAGAUCACAACUCAGCAGGAACAACAAGGGGACCGCGAGGAGAUUGUGAGGCAAUAUCAUGAGGCUUUAGAGAGCUACAAGAAUAUGUCUCAGCAAAUGAGGAGCCUGAACAGCUUCAUCAGAAGUCUGGAUAACGUCAUGAACUACAGACUCCAGGUUUACGCUGAUCUCAGAAAAUUCCUCUCAGCCCGUUGUAAAUACUACUUUAAUAGUAUGCUGGCUCAGAGAGGCUAUAGUGGAAGCAUGACGUUUGACCACAAGAAUGAGACCUUGACCAUCUCGGUCCAGCCAGGCCAAGGAAACAAAGCGGAUCUGAGUGACAUGCGUUCUCUGUCUGGAGGCGAGCGCUCCUUCUCCACUGUUUGUUUUGUCCUCUCUCUCUGGGCAAUCACAGAGUCGCCUUUUCGCUGCCUUGAUGAGUUUGAUGUUUACAUGGACAUGGUGAACAGGAGGAUAUCGAUGGACAUGAUGCUGAAAGUAGCUGCCAGUCAACGUUACAGACAGUUCAUUUUCCUCACGCCCCAGUACAUGAGUUCUCUUCCGGUGAGCAAAACCAUCCGUAUCCUCCGCCUAAAGGACCCUGACCGAGGGCAGAACAACUUUCGCAGUGAAGAGCAGUGAUACUCUCCAUUGUGAUGUUGAACUGGUUAAUGUAAUGUAAAGUGUUCAGUUUGUAAAAUAAAAAAAACAGCUGCAUUAAUAAUAAAUAUAGUGAAGCCACUAAAGAGUCUGUUUUCAUAAAUAUGGCCACCCAAUGCUGCUUGCAGCUUUAAAGAUGAGGUUAUGAUCAAUGCAACUGCUUGAACCAGAACAAGCUACAGCUUCAGUUUCUGGAACACAGUGGCAUCUAGUGGUGAAAUACUGACUGAAUACCAUUAAACAAAUCAGACAAAACAAAAUAUAUAUUGCCUGUUAAUAUUUCUAAAGUAAAGUGUUUUUUUCUGUAAAAGUUUUUUUUUCUUGCAGUUUUACUAUUGUAUAAAGAAUUGUUGGAUUAAAAAAAUAAAGAAACCAAAAUUGAUUUUAGAUGUGUACAAUGUUGCACAUUUUUCUUAUGUUGGUUAUAUAAGAAAUAGGUCUGAUAUGCGCUUAAGCUUUUAAUGUUAAUUAUUCAUUUGUAUUUUACUUGUAAUUAUUUAAAGACGAUUUUGGUGGGAUUUUGAAUAUGGCGAUACGACACAAAAUGCCUACAUUUCUAAGUUAAUUGAAGUUUUUGACCUUUUCACUUUAACAAUUGUACAGAUUUUGCAGCAGAGAGACGUUUUGUAGUUUUUAGUGUUUUCAACGUGACUUUCAACAGGUCAUUGUACUUUCUGCUCAAGUACGCUUCUCUUACAGCUGCAUUCACUUUUAUCAUUAAAAAUGAAUGAUAAACUUUUACAUUGUAGCAUAGAAUAAAGAUUGCCGUUAGUUUUGUAACAUUUUGCCGUCAGUUGUUAACAAGGUUGGUCACAUUUCAGAUUUGUAAACAGUCAUAUUUGUAGCAUUUUCUUCAAGAUCUCAUUUCUUUUCAGUGGAUGUGUAAUUUAUCUCAGGUUAAAUAUUUUUGAAGCUACAAAACAAUAAAGUUUGUAAACUGUUCUGCAAAUGUG
Molecule: messenger RNA, 4347 nt
Organism: Xiphophorus hellerii (green swordtail)
Lineage: Eukaryota; Metazoa; Chordata; Actinopteri; Cyprinodontiformes; Poeciliidae
Gene: smc6
Product: Structural maintenance of chromosomes protein 6-like
Exons: 27
Coding region: 92-3376 (1094 amino acids)
Biological process (GO): double-strand break repair via homologous recombination
Cellular component (GO): site of double-strand break; nucleus; Smc5-Smc6 complex
Molecular function (GO): damaged DNA binding; single-stranded DNA binding
Source: RefSeq, a predicted model, not a curated record